GAGGAUCUGAUCGAGCGCAAGAAGGCGACGCGUAAGCGCGUCCGCGCCGCGCUCAAGGAGCUCACCGAGGAGCAGAUGAGCACCGAGAGCGCGCAAAUCUGCGAGGCGCUCCUCUCGACGCUCCAAAUCUUCGCAACCGAGAACCCGCCCGAACGGGGGCGGCCGGUGCGCCUGGGGCUGUACGUGCACUGCGCGAAGCUCCGCGAGGUUGACACUCGGCCGUUACUCGAAACCGCCUUGGGUCUCCCGAACUGCGAGGUGUACGUGCCCAUCGUCGACGACGCCAAAAAGGAUGGGGAAUCCGAGGGUGUAAGGCCCGCCAUGCGAUUUUUACAAAUCCGUAACCUGGACGACGACUUGGAGCGAAAGACGAUGGGCAUCAUGGAACCCAAAGAGUUCCUCGCCGACGGGGUGACGCGGCGGCAAAACCUGGAACAUCUCUGGGACGUGCCGGAAUCGAACCCGCGACCGCUGGACGUCCUCCUGAUGCCCGGCCUCGCGUUCGACUCGGCCGGCGCGCGGUGCGGCCGCGGCGGCGGGUACUACGACGCGUUUGUCGAUCGAUACUUUGACCGAUGCGAAGCGUCGGGAUACGAACCGCCGCCGCUGGUGGCGUUGGCGUUCAGCGCGCAGGUGCUGCCCGCCGGUGAGGUUCCCAUGGCGCGAUGGGACCGACGGGUGGACGCGUUGGCGACGGCGGAUGGGGUUUUG
Micromonas commoda is the source of this 711-nucleotide messenger RNA. RefSeq lists its product with no specific name. The record is from RefSeq and is a predicted model, not a curated record. Gene Ontology annotation, cellular component: mitochondrion. The transcript has a single exon. The annotation marks the transcript as partial. Gene Ontology annotation, molecular function: 5-formyltetrahydrofolate cyclo-ligase activity. Gene Ontology annotation, biological process: folic acid-containing compound biosynthetic process; tetrahydrofolate interconversion. Lineage: Eukaryota; Viridiplantae; Chlorophyta; Mamiellophyceae; Mamiellales; Mamiellaceae.